This is a messenger RNA of Aspergillus clavatus NRRL 1, 2427 nucleotides long. RefSeq names its product PAP2 superfamily protein. The coding region runs from base 1 to 2427 and encodes 808 amino acids. The record is from RefSeq and is a predicted model, not a curated record. NCBI's taxonomy places the organism in Eukaryota, Fungi, Ascomycota, Eurotiomycetes, Eurotiales, Aspergillaceae. The transcript is spliced from 4 exons.
AUGAAGAACUUCGCCACCAUCGCGGCUCUCGCUGCUGGAGCUAAUGCUCUUGUCACCAGAGACAACACCUGCUGCUUCCACCUGUCGGCAUCGGGCGGUGCCUCCGGCAACAUCGGUCAGCUUGAUGAUGGACAGAACCGUGUCUAUGGCGGUCUCCCAGAGGGCGAGUACUGCAUCAACUCCGAUGGAGGGAUUAUUGAUGCUCACGGACGUGGAUGCAUUCUGACUCCUCCUACCACCCAGUUCCAGUGUGACUCCGGUGCUCAGCCCACCACUGGCUUCUCCAUCAACGCUCAGGGCGAGCUUGUCUAUAAUGGAAAGACGGACUUCGUCGCCUGUGCCACUGGUCAGAAUGGAGGAAUGAACCUGUACACCACUAAGAGCGCCGAUGUGACUGGCUGCACCGACAUCAAGUUGAAAGCCGACACAUGUGCCAACACCGGUGCUGGCGGCAACUCAGGCUCCAGCUCCUCCGCCAUCUACAGCUCCACUGUCUCGGUCACCCCUACCAGCUCCGCUGGCGAAUCGAGCACUGUUGACCCUAGCAUCCCCGCGCCCGAGUCCAGCGCUCCCAGCUCGACGACGACCGUCAAGACGACUAUGACGACCACCUACUGCCCGGAGACCACCCCUGCUGGAUCGGGCGCUCAGCCAUCGGCUCCUCCUAGUCAGGCUCCUCAACCUUCCACUGCCCCUGGUUCCGGUGGUGCUCAGCCCUCGAGUGCCCCCAGCUCCAGCUCUCAGCCCCAGCCCUCUGCUACCCAGUCUGCCAGCGCCAGCUGCCCCACCGAUCUCUCUGGCAAGUACGAAUACCCCCACCUGAUUGUCCCUGUCGACUCUUCUGCCCCUAGCAAGGCCCCGGGCACCUCGUACAACGGCACCGUUUCGUCUACCAUCACCUCUUUCUUCAACUUCGACAUUCCUUCCUCGGAUGCCGGCAAGACCUGCAGCCUCGUCUUCUUGUUCCCCAAGAAGGAGAAUCUCGAGACUUCUUCCUACAGCUUCAGCGGUGACGGCAAGAUCGACUUCGCCAUGCUCGAGUCCGCUGUCAAGGCCGAGACCUCUUACAGCAACGCCCCUGGUAUCAAGAAGGACUACGGCGUGACCACCGUCUCGCCCGGCAACUCUUACCUCAUCUCUACCUUCGAGUGCCCCGCUGGACAAGCGGUCGGCUUCGAAAUGAAGAACGCUGGUAGCACCGAGCUCAACUUCUUCGAGGACUACAACCCCUCUCCUGCUUGCAUCGUCGGUUUCUGGAUCGUCGACUCCAUCGAACCCUAUCACCAGCAUUUCUCGCUGAGGAACAUCUCCAUCCAAUACCCCUAUGCCGUCCAUGAGCGCAUCACGAUCCAAGAAGCCCUUCUCAUCUCCGGCGUUUCGCCCUUGGUUAUCAUCGCGGUCUAUACGCUCUUCAUCGACGGUCUGUUUUCACAUCACAAACCGCAAAACCCUGUGUCCGGGAAGAGAAAGUUCUUGGGGCCAUACCGGUGGAAGGAUCGUUUGUGGGAGUUCAACUGCGGAUUUCUCGGCCUUUUGCUCUCGCAGGGCCUUGCGUUUCUGAUUACCCAGACGCUGAAGACUGCCUGUGGAAAGCCGCGGCCGGAUUUGAUUGACCGGUGCCAGCCUCGGCCUGGUAGCGUGGAUCUGAUUCCCGGAUUAUCUAAUUCGACUAUCUGCACGGGCGACCCCGUGCUUAUCAAGGAUGGAUUCCGUUCGUGGCCGUCCGCAUCGUUUGCAGGAUUGUUCUAUCUGACUCUCUGGUUGUGUGGGAAGCUACAUUUCAUGGACAACAAAGGCGAAGUGUGGAAAGCCAUCAUCAUAAUCAUUCCUUGCCUUGGCGCGACACUUAUUGCGGUCUCGCGGAUCAUGGAUGCAAGACACCAUCCUUUCGACGUGAUCACUGGAUCACUGCUCGGUGUAGUCUGCGCUUAUAUCUCCUACCGGCAGUACUUCCCGCCCAUCUCCGAGCCGUGGAAGAAAGGCCGCGCAUAUCCCAUUCGAAGCUGGGGCACGGACCCUGUAAUUCCCAGCAACGCUGAGCGUCUCGGAAGCUACGACGAGAGCAUCACUGCUCUUCGAAACCCGGACGAAGAGAGAAUGAAUGGAGCCGGCGCACCCGAAACAAGCAUCCCCGCACGAGUCUCGCCGACGUAUCUUGCGUCAGCCAAUCCAUACACGUCAAACGUGUACAACCGACGACGACACGAUGAUGGAGAAUGGUCAUCUUCAAGCGAAGAUGUCGCCGAUGGAUACGAGAUGCAGCAUGGCUAUGCUCGCACACAGAACCCAGGAGUGGGCGGUGACCUCCCGAGAUACGAGGUCAACACGUCGUACCAAUCUCAGACACAGCCCGUGAUACCGGGUGUCAGCGCUCUCCAUGCAUCGCCAGAAGCGGUGACUUCCCAUGCGGGGAGAGAAGAGCAUUGA